AUGGCUUUCUCAAGGAAGGCCAGAGCAUCUAAGAACAGCAAAUUCAAAUCCUCCACUACCGUUCCCGUUGUUGCUACUGAGCUUUCCAUCCCUGAUCAAUUUCGAUGCCCGAUUUCACUCGAUCUCAUGAAAGACCCCGUGACAGCGCCGACCGGCAUCACCUACGAUCGACAGAGCAUUGAGAGAUGGCUUGAAAUGGGGAACUCCACUUGUCCUGUCACAAACCUUGCUCUCAAUUGCCAUGGCCUCAUCCCCAAUCACACAAUUCGCAGGUUGAUUCAGGAUUGGUGUGUUUCAAAUCGAUCCCAUGGAGUUGAGAGAAUCCCAACCCCUCGAAUUCCUAUUAGCCAAGUUGAUGCCUUUCAGAUCUUAUCAGAUUUCUCCGUAGCCAUUAAGCUUCAAGAUGAAGAACUUGGUUUGGAAUUAGUCAGAAAACUAAGAUCUUUGAUAAAAGAGAGUGAGCGAAAUCGUCGAUCUUUCUUAUCAAUUGGCGCACCAAUUGAGUUGGCUUCUACAUUUAGAGCGUGUAAUCCUGAAGCUCUUGUAGUCUUAGGAGAAAUCUUAACCACAUUAGUAUGUCUACUUCCUUUCGAAGAUGAGAUCACAAUGCGAGAAUUAGGUACUUCAGAGUCAUUGAGUUCAAUUGUGCAAAUCAUGAAGCAUGGAGAUAUUAGCAGCAGGCUUAACUCUGUGCUAAUGUUGAAGAAGAUGGCGUCGACAAAAGAAGACCAUGCAAAGGCAUUGGCAAACCAUGUUUCUCUUAUUGAAGCAUUGACAGGGUUCAUUAAAGAGCCUAUUUCGACACAGGCAACCAAGGCCUCCCUUGCAGCAAUAUUCUACCUCAUCUCCGACGAUGAAAAAAUAGCAAAAAAAUGUGUUGAUUUGGGUCUACUUCAUUCCACAUUAGAAAUUCUGGUGGACUCAGAUAAGAACAUGACUGAGAAGGCACUUGUCAUUCUCGACACGCUCUGCAACUGCAAGUUAGGGAGAGAGAAGGCGUGCAAGCACGCGCUUACGAUACCGGUGCUCGCGAAGAAGAUGUUUCGAGUUUCAGAUAUGGCGACCGAAUUUGCGGUUUCUGUAUUGUGGAAGGUUUGCAAGAACUGUAAAGAGAGUAAUUGUCUGGUGGAAUGCUUGCAAGUAGGGGUGUUUCAGAAGAUGCUGUUGCUCCUGCAAGUUGGGUGCAGUGAAUCGACAAAGGAGAAGGCCAGUGAGAUGCUCAAGUUGAUGAGCUCAUUCAGUGGGAAAUUUGAGUGCGUUGAUACAAUGGAUUUUAAAGGACUGAAUAGGAUUUCUUGA
This is a messenger RNA of Dendrobium catenatum, 1299 nucleotides long. Its product is annotated as U-box domain-containing protein 21-like. NCBI's taxonomy places the organism in Eukaryota, Viridiplantae, Streptophyta, Magnoliopsida, Asparagales, Orchidaceae. The transcript has a single exon. Bases 1 to 1299 code for a protein of 432 amino acids. The record is from RefSeq and is a predicted model, not a curated record. Gene Ontology annotation, molecular function: ubiquitin protein ligase activity. Gene Ontology annotation, biological process: protein ubiquitination.